This is a messenger RNA of Dermatophagoides pteronyssinus (European house dust mite), 1095 nucleotides long. Its product is annotated as enolase-phosphatase E1-like. Gene Ontology annotation, molecular function: acireductone synthase activity. NCBI's taxonomy places the organism in Eukaryota, Metazoa, Arthropoda, Arachnida, Sarcoptiformes, Pyroglyphidae. The record is from RefSeq and is a predicted model, not a curated record.
AAUUCGUUCAGUUCAUGUAGCAUGCAUGAAUGUGUACAUUUGAUCAAUAAUUCUAUAAAAAAAAUUCUCAAAUGAAUUUAAGUGAUGAAGAAGAUUCAAUGAAAUCUUUGCCUACGGAAGAGGCAACACAACCACAACAAUCAGCUACUGGUUUUGAUGGUGUUGUUCGACAAGAACGCCAACGUCGUAAACAAAAUUUUGGACCAAAUGCUAAACAAGUUCGAAAACCAAAUAAUAUUUUAGUUGAUAUUUAUGGUGUUAUUGCACCUUGGACAUUUGUUACUCAUUUAAAAAAAUUUGCAAAAGAUAAUAUCGGUGAUUAUGUUCGACAAAAUUGGGAAAAUAAAUUAACACGAACAAUAGUCGGACGAAUGUGGGAACAGUUAAAGAUUGAUCGCAAAGCUGGCAUGAAUAUACCGAAUAUUGAGGAACCAAACGCUGAUAAUAAACCCGAUGAAAUAAUCAAUACGACUAUCAAUGGUUUACAAUGGGUGUUAGAAAGUAAAUAUCCCGCACUUCGAACACAGAUGGAAAAACUUUGCACAGAUUUAUGGUCAAAUUCAUUUGAAACUGGUAAAUUAAAAGCCGACAUUUAUCCAGAUGUUAUCGAUGCAUUUCAUUAUUGGCGAUUUGAAGAAUUUAUCAAGAUUUAUUCAUAUGCAUCCGGACCGGUAGAAGGACAGCGACAAUUUUUACGUACAACAGCUGCUGGUGAUUUAAAUCGUUACAUUGCGAAUGGAUUGAAUUCAAGUGGUGGUUAUAAAUUUGAUCCGAAUAAAUUUAGAGGUUUAUUGGCAGCAUUACGAGAACCAAAACCGGAUAAUCUAUUAUACAUUACGGAUGAUCCACGUAAAGCACGUGCAGCUGAAAGGGUUGGAAUACGAACAGUUAUUGUGAAUCGUUCCGGUUCAGAUACAGGUAAAUAUGAUCCAAAAGAAACAAAUGGAAUGACCGUUGUAACUACAUUGGCUGAUAUUGAAUUCAUCAACGAUCCAAAUGCAUAUGUAAUACCACAGUGUUGUUGACAAUUGAAUGAAAACAAAAAACAAAAUUUUUUAAAAAUAGAAAAUUUCCAUUUAUCUUGUAAAUUGUUAU